This is a messenger RNA of Xyrauchen texanus (razorback sucker), 4308 nucleotides long. RefSeq names its product dipeptidyl aminopeptidase-like protein 6. Gene Ontology annotation, molecular function: serine-type peptidase activity; dipeptidyl-peptidase activity. The record is from RefSeq and is a predicted model, not a curated record. Gene Ontology annotation, biological process: proteolysis. Bases 414 to 2990 code for a protein of 858 amino acids. The transcript has 26 exons. NCBI's taxonomy places the organism in Eukaryota, Metazoa, Chordata, Actinopteri, Cypriniformes, Catostomidae.
GCGUAAAGCUAAACCCUGACACUGCUGUCUUACAUGGGUCUCCUCAUUUUUAUUCAAUCUAAGCUCUAUUUAUUAAAUCUAGAGGCUGAAAACAGUUUUAAAGAAGCUGUUUUAUAGCCGCUUUUCGGCAGACUGGCAUUAGAGGAAACAACGUGCUUUGAAUACAGAGCAGACUUUCUCUCGUACCGCCCGGACGCGAGUCAAAGCCACAAAAAGACAGAAAUUACUCAUUAAAUUAAAGGCUUCGGCUUACUGGCUUUUUUUGAGGACCUCAGCAUUUGGGCUAUUCAAGAAGAAGAAAAAGAGCGUUUACCUUCUGUGGGAGAGGGAAAAAUAAAAUAAAACACAUUCAAGGAGAGCAGCUGAUGAGAUAUCUGUCGCUUUGAGAUGCUUUAGUGAUUUUAACCAGACUCAUGGCUUCACUUUACCAGAGAUUCUCGGGGAAGAUUAAUACCAACACAUCUUUUCCCCAUCCACCUGAAGCCAGCCAUCUCCUGGGUGGACAGGUUCCUGAGGACGAGAAUAAGGCUGGGAAGAGUCCUCAUCAUCCCGCAUCCCGACCUCCGGUCCAGAACCGCAAGAGAGACGCCUGCGAGGAUGAAGACGAGCUGGUGGGGAGUAGUCCUUCUCAGAGGAACUGGAAGGGAAUCGCCAUCGCUCUGCUAGUCAUCCUGGUCAUCUGCUCUCUGAUCGUCACCUCCGUCAUUCUGCUCACACCAAGUGAGGAUGACAGUCUGGCUUCCAAAAAGAAAGUUACCAUUGAGAAUCUCUUCAAUGGAAAGCUCCAGGCCCACGACCCUGAGGCAACAUGGCUUAGCGACUCUGAGCUGCUGUACCAUAAUCAAACAGGUGAUGUGGUUAAACUUAACGUGCUGACCAACACUACAGAGGUUCUGGUGCACCACAAAAUGUUCGAGAGUUUCCGCAACCAGGGACCCUACAAACCCACCAAAUACCAAGUGUCUCCUGAUCUAAAGUAUGUGCUGUUGGCCUACAAUAUAGUGCCGCUCUAUCAGUACUCCUUCAUGGCCUAUUACAUCAUCUGCAGCCUUGAAACUCUAGAGAAAAUGGACCUGACCCCUAAUGAAGUACAGAACACUCCAAUGCAGUAUGCUGGAUGGGGCCCAAAAGGACAACAACUGAUUUUCAUCUUUGAGAAUAACAUCUACUACAAAGCGCGAGUGAACAGUCCAUCAAUCCGCCUGGUUUCCACGGGCAGUCAGGGGGUCAUAUUUAAUGGACUGGCUGACUGGCUCUAUGAAGAGGAGAUCUUCCAGAGUCAUAUCGCCCACUGGUGGUCACCGGAUGGUCUCAGACUGGCAUAUGCCACCAUCAAUGAUACCCAGGUGCCCAAGAUGGAGAUACCCAUGUUCACAGGCACACCGUAUCCCACUGGACAGGAGUACCGCUAUCCUAAAGCUGGAGAGGAGAACCCUGAUAUUUACCUGUCAGUGGUGAGUCUAAAUGGCCCUUUACACACAGUGAGGAUGAGAAAACCAGAGGAUCCCAGAAUAAGGAAGGAGUACUAUAUCACCAUGGUGAAAUGGGCAACCAGCACCAAGCUUGCAGUAAACUGGCUGAACCGAGGCCAGAACAACUCCAUCCUCACCUUGUGUGAAGCCACCACAGGCAUCUGCACCAAGAAACAUGAGGAUGAGAGUGAAAGCUGGCUGCACAGACAGAACGAGCCCCCGCUGUUCUCCAAAGACGGUCUGAGGUUCUUCUUCACGAGAGCAAUUCCACAAGGGGGCAGAGGGAAGUUCUUCCACAUAUCCAUGUCAACUUCUCAGCCCAAUAGCAGCACAGACACGCUGCAGUCCCUGACGUCAGGAGACUGGGAUGUGACACAGAUCUUGGCUUUCAAUGAAGAUACCAAACUUGUCUACUUUCUGAGUACAGAAGACAAUGCAACAUGCCGACAUCUCUACAGAGCCGAAACCACAGGCUCCUUCAACCGACGCUGUCUUUCCUGUGAAUUCAACUGCGGUUACGUCAGUGGAUCAUUCAGUCCAGAUGCUAACUACUUCCUUCUCAACUGCAAAGGCCCCAGUGUACCGUACUCAGCAGUGUACAGCAUAACAGACGGGCAGUAUCACAAGCUGCUGGAUGUGGAGACUAAUGAAGAGUUGAACAUCACAGUGAACAACACAUUGAUGCCCAAAGUAGAGUACAAGAAGAUCAGCAUAGAUGAUUACAGUCUGAACAUACAGAUUCUACGGCCAGCAGGAUUUUUAGAGACAGCUCAGUACCCAUUACUGCUGCUGGUGGAUGGUACCCCUGGUGGACAGGUGGUGACUGAGCAGUUUCACAUGGACUGGACCACAGUGCUGGUCAGCUCCUUUAACACUAUCGUCAUGCGUUUGGAUGGCCGUGGCAGUGGCUUUCAGGGCAUAAACCUCCUCCAACGAGUAAAGAAGAAACUGGGAGAGUUUGAGGAGAGAGACCAGCUGGAAGCGCUAAGAAUUAUAUCACAGCUGCCUUACAUUGAUGUCUCAAGAAUUGGAGUUUAUGGAAAGGCAUAUGGAGGAUAUUUGGCCACCCGACUGUUACGCUCUGAUGAACCUCCAAACAUGUUUAAAUUCAAAAUCAAGUGUGGUGCAGCCGUCUCCCCUAUUACCGAUUUCACCUUAUAUGCUUCUGCAUUUUCUGAACGAUAUUUAGGACCACUGCAGUCCAAUAAGAGAGAAUACGAGAUGGCACGUUUAUCAGACCACAUAGAGCAACUGAGGGACAAGAAACUUCUGAUAAUUCAUCCAACGGCCGAUGAGAAAGUCCAUUUUCAGCACACGGCCAAAUUUAUCAACCACUUGAUAAAUGAAAAGGCUAAUUAUACAUUACAGAUCUACCCAGAUGAAGGUCACAUCCUUCACUCCAAAGACUCAAAGCAGCAUCUGAGUCAGUCGCUGGUCAACUUCUUCGUAGAGUGUUUCAGACCACCGGAGAUACUGAUUGAAGAGAAAGUGGAGCAGGACAACGAGGAUGACGGUUAAAUUCAUAUGCUUAUAUUCCGGCACAAGCCAGCUUACAGCCCAAUAUGCAAACUCCUCCCCUCCAUUAUACCCUCCUCCAUUCCGCUGUUAGUUUUGAAGGGUUCUGCUGAGCCUCUGCAUGGACCACGCCCCUCAACUGUGAUUGGCUCCAGAUAAGAGUCUGAAUGACUUGGUGGUAAAAUGUGGAUGUUAAACCAUCUUAUAUUCAACAAACACUCAAGCAGUGUGAGAAAACGACUGGUGUGGUUUGGUCACCCUAUUGAGCUCUUUGGCUUGUUCUUUGUAAGUCAUGCACAGCUGAUGGAAAGCUUUAAGAGAGGAUGACAGCACAAUACACGAUCAAGAAUAAGUAUUGGCAGGAAAAGCUGCAAAACACCCUGUUGUAUCCUUCUGUUGAGUUUAAUCACUUUACUACUCAGUUUAGGGCCUUUAUUUGUGUGUAAAUGUAUUUGUAAAUCCAUUUGUUUUGUCUUUAGUAUCAAACUUAUUGGGCCUCAUUAAUUAAACAAAUGUAGGUGUAAAUUAUAUAACUAUUGGGCCUCAUUCAUUAAACAGGUGAAGAACUAAUUUUAAUGCAAUUUUUCUUAAAGGCAUUCUUACGUAAAUUCUCGCACUUGAAGUGAAAAUCAUUGGAGCGCAAUUUUGCAUAUUGUUUAUAAAACCCGUUUUAUGCAAGAACAGAUAUCAUUGGUGGUGGGGUUAACGUUGUGUGUUCUUCAUUUUUGGAUAGGCCCAAUCUGAAGUGGAUCGUCUUGAUUUAUCUUUUCUUUUUGACUUGAGUGUAACUGGAAAUGGUUUUUUAGUCACUGUGCCUUAUUGGAGUAAACCUGCUUAAGCCAGGCAGUCCAUGAGGUAGGACGAAUAUUUUAUGGCCAUGUAAGAAAAUAUGUUUAAAAAUAAAAUCAUAUUAAAGCAGAAAAGUUAUCAGCAAAUAGACCAACCAUGUCACUAUCCUGCCAAGAACAUUUCCUUUACAGACCUGUGAUUAAGUUGUGAAGUAAUAGUUCUGUACUAAGUUUAGGACUACUAUAGCUUCUUUGGUCAGGCGUAUGUUGUUUUUCGGUCAAAAUGGCUGAUGUUUAAACAUAUUGCAUAGAAUAUAUAUUUUUUGCAUUAUAAUUUGACAUGGUGGUAAGAUGGUCUCAUUUUCACUUAGUUUAAAAGUAUCUACGUGUUGUUACUUUUGACAACUUGAAUGUACCCAUGUUGUUCCACUGAAUUUAUUGUUGUGAAAUCCUGUCUUGUAAACAGAUGCACUGAUGUGUAAAUUACAACUGUUUUGGUCUCUACUUGUGUGUACCUUGUACAUAAAGCAUUU